AUGAGUCUGAAUAAGAGUAGUUCGUCAGCUACAGCAGUAGAUGAGCAAAAAUCUCAAUUGCUCCAGCAAGAAUAUAACAAGUCGCAACAGUUGAUCCAGCAACUAGAGUCCCAGUCCGGGACGCUAGCAUCACAACUACAAGAACAUAUUAUAGUGGAUCAGACAUUGAGCAGUAUACCACCUGAAGAGCGUCAGGUGGGGAAGAGGAAAUGUUACAAGAUGAUUGGUGGUGUAUUGGUUGAAAAAUCUAUUGAUGAUGUGAUAAAGAUCUUGCAUGAUGAAAAAAAUCAGUUGAUAAAACUGAAAAAGGAAGUUGAUGACGAAUUGGAAAAGAGUCGAAAGAAAUUGGAGAGUUGGAUUAGUAGUAAUAAGAUCAAGAUUGUCAAAGGUUGA
Lodderomyces elongisporus is the source of this 393-nucleotide messenger RNA. It is a transcript of the gene GIM4, whose product is annotated as tubulin-binding prefolding complex subunit. Gene Ontology annotation, molecular function: protein folding chaperone. Gene Ontology annotation, biological process: protein folding. NCBI's taxonomy places the organism in Eukaryota, Fungi, Ascomycota, Pichiomycetes, Serinales, Debaryomycetaceae. Gene Ontology annotation, cellular component: cytoplasm; prefoldin complex. The transcript has a single exon. Bases 1 to 393 code for a protein of 130 amino acids. The record is from RefSeq and is a predicted model, not a curated record.